UAGAAUCUUACUCGAUUAUUCGCCUCCCUUUGAAGUACCCCACAAUCGUGCGCACGAUUGUUUACAGAACGCCAGCAGAAUGUAAUAUCUUUCUGCAGCCUUCAGCUGGUGAGUUUGCUUUUAGUUAAUUAAACUUUGCAGCAGCAAACCACACGCUCAACUCACUUGCCCUAAGCACUACUACCACGAAUCUGCAUGCAUACUGCACGCUGCACAUAUGAACGGUAUAGCAAUUUCUCUCCUUAUCAGCACAAACGUGCAUGUUUGUGCAUUCCGAGAAAGCAUAUCGGGCUUUGCUCAUUAUCGACCCUGCACUGUAGCGUUCGUUCUCGGGGUUGCGAGGGACAGAAGUUUGUAGAGAUGAAAAUCAUAAGCCACAUUUAAUUUCGCCUUGUGAGCCAACUUCCAAGACUUUUGAGCAUAUAUAGGAGCGCUUGAGCGAGGCGUAUGUGUGUGCAUGAGUGGCUGAGCGGGGCUCGUUGUUUGGUAGGUUAAAAGGUACGGUUUUAACCACACACCGGAACUGACGAGUAACGCACACGCUUUGGCUUUUUCAAGUUUCGUGUACAAGUUUGAGACACAGGGAAUACAGGGGGAAAGUUUGUUUGGUGAGUUUAUUUUUCGGUUAAAAUUUCCCCAGUCCAUCCGUCGGCUUGGCUUGGUGCGGUGUUUGUUGCCAAAUUUGUUGUACAUUUCGUACAGUGGGGAGCUUUUUGUGGCUUAAACUUUGGCUUUUGGGUUAAGACGUAACUGUACGUGGAAAGAUUUGCACGAGUGCGUAUUUGCUUCAUUUGAUUAGCAGAAGUGAACGCUUAGCGCAAAACGUUGUUUUACGUUUGUUGGAUAACAUUUUCUUCUUUCUAUCUCUUUUUAACAGCUAACUAUUGUGCGUUGUGCAGCAACUAUCCGAAAAUUUUGUGUGUGUGCGGUCGUACAAGUUGGAAAAGUUCAUCAGUUUUAAUCACCACACCUUCGCUGUUUGCCGGAGGAAACACCUCAUGGGUAUAAAAUCCAACCAUUGAAAGUGAAGCUGUCUAAAGCUGAACCAUAACGACUGAAACUGCAGGGUACAUCUUUCACUCAAACACACACACACACACACACACACACACACACACACACACACACACACACACACACACACACACACACACACACACACACACACACACACACACACACACACACACACACACACAAACCACACGUAUGGUAAACGGUAUGGCGUGCGAUUAAAUUUAUUCAAAAUCUCUGCUCGCUUCGCUCGGUUCGCUUCACCGUUUAAACCCGCACCGGAUAAAAAUCAAACCCAUUCAAACAAGGGAAAGGUGAUAGUUGAUUCCGGCAUUUGCAUAAAUCAUUCGCCAAGGUACGUGACUUACAUCGCCGCUAGUGCCAAAUGGUGAACCAACAGCGGCAGCCAAUCUGCGGUGCAUCAUGGUGGUGGCUUCCCAUUAUGCUACUGCUAGCAAUAAGUCAAACCACCGGCGCGACACCGCCCUCCAACGACGACUGGUGGCAAAGGACGGUGUUCUAUCAGAUCUACCCGCGCUCGUUCAUGGACUCGAACGGGGACGGGGUGGGCGAUCUGCGCGGCAUAACGAGCCGGUUGGAGCAUCUGAAGGAUGCCGGCAUUGGUGCGACCUGGCUAUCGCCCAUCUUCCGAUCGCCGAUGGUUGACUUCGGGUACGACAUUGCGGACUAUACCGCCAUCCAGCCGGAGUACGGGACGAUGGAGGACUUUGAGGCGCUGCUGGCGGAAGCGAAGCGGCUCGGCAUCAAGAUCAUCCUGGACUUUGUGCCCAAUCACACGAGCGACCAGUGCGAAUGGUUCCGGCGGUCGGUGGCGCGCGAACACCCGUACACCGAUUACUACGUGUGGCAGGAUGGGCGCGUCGACCCAAACGGUAAUGGGACGGCCCGUUUGCCACCGAACAAUUGGCAAUCGGUAUUCUACGGUUCCGCCUGGACGCUGCAUCCGGACCGCGGUCAGUACUAUUUGCAUCAGUUUACCGCCCAGCAGCCGGAUCUGAACUUUCGCAACCCGGCCGUGGUGGAGGAGAUGCGCGAGGUGCUGCGGUUCUGGCUGCGCAAGGGUGUGGCCGGCUUUCGCAUCGAUGCCGUUAAUCAUCUGUUCGAGGCGGACGGCUUUCCGGACGAGCCGGAAACGGGCACGGACCGGGAUCCACUGUCCUACGGCUUUACGCACCACAUCUACACGAAGGAUUUGCUCGAAGACUACGAUAUGGUGUACCAGUGGCGAGCGCUGCUGGACGACUGGAGCCGCGAGCAUGGAGGCGACGCUCGCAUCAUAAUGACCGAAGCGUACGCCAACAUUACCUUCACCAUGAAGUACUACCACGCGGAGGAGGACGACGGCGACCAGCCGGACGGUCAACCGCAAGCCGCUGGAGGUUCACACAUGCCCUUCAACUUUCUGCUCAUCACCGACCUGAACCGUGACUCGAGUGCGCAGGACUUUGUGUACACGAUACAGAAGUGGCUCACGUACAUGCCGCGGGUGGGGGCCACCGCCAACUGGGUGCUGGGCAAUCACGAUCAGCCGCGCGUCGGCACCCGGUACGGGGCGGAGCGGAUCGAUGCGAUCCACACGCUGCUCCUGACGCUGCCGGGCAUUGCCGUCACGUACUAUGGGGAGGAAAUUGGCAUGGUGGACAAUCCGGAUGCGAUCAGCAGUGAUGGUGGCGAUUCCGUCACUGGUGCCAGUGAUGCAUUCAUCGUGUUUUCACGCGAUCCGGAAAGAACGCCGUUCCAGUGGGACGGUACGGCGAAUGCGGGCUUCUCGAGCGGCCCAACGACUUGGUUGCCGGUGCAUCCGAACUAUCGCGAGUUGAAUUUGGCUGCCCAGCGGCAUGCUGAGCGGAGCCAUUACAAAACGUACCAGGCGCUGGUGGCGCUGCGUGCUCUCGAAACGUUCCGGAAGGGUUCGAUUCAGCUCGUGCCGUACUCGAGCAGUGUUGUGGUGUACGUGCGUGAGCUGGCGGAGGCUGACACGUUCGUGGUGGUGAUCAAUUUGGUUGCGGGUGAGCGUACGGUGGAUUUGGUGGCGGUGUUUCCGAAGCUUUCGGCCGAGCUUACGGUCGCUUCGAGUGGUUCCGCGUCAAAUUAUCGGGUGGGAGAUAUCGUUCAAGCGGACAAGCUGAUCGUGGGAGGAUACGAUGGACUGGUCUUGCGAAGCGUGCCACUGCUGUCCAGAGCACAGCGAAACCUCGAUGGGGAGCGGCACCCAACGGCAGCCAGCGUCUGGAGUGCGGUAAAGGACGCUGCAGUAAUUGCGUCUAUCAUAAUUGCGCUCGGUUCCAGCUACUACGGGCUGCGGGCACCAUGGCAAAGCGUGGCAAGUGGACUGGCCGGGGGUAGUUUAAAAAAAUAAUGACAUCCACAAGCGGCCGCCAGGGACAGUGGCGCAUUAACGAUGGUUCGGGAAGGACGGACUGCUUUCGUGCGCCCGGCGCUGGCAGGACUAGGGAGAGGGAGAUUCAAACACGGAAAAGGACGACGUCAUGGCACACUUUCAUGCGAAGAAGUCUUACAAUUCAAAUUACGGUUAAUUUCUUUCCUUCACAGCGCAGCGCAGUAGGCCCUGAGGAGUAGUGUUUGCGUAUUUGUUAGUGUUUUGCGUGUGAUGUUGAGUGUGUUUGGUUAAUUGCACAAUAAUUUAGUUGAAUUUAUACCGUUCUGCAGUGUGAUUUGUGUGAAUAAAUGAAUUUCUUUGAAGGCAAAAUAUCGUAGUAAAAACCCAAAUAUUUUCAAUUUAAUACUUUUUUUCAGGUGUAUUCUGUAAGGUUUCGUGC
Anopheles coluzzii is the source of this 3815-nucleotide messenger RNA. Its product is annotated as maltase 2-like. Lineage: Eukaryota; Metazoa; Arthropoda; Insecta; Diptera; Culicidae. The record is from RefSeq and is a predicted model, not a curated record. The coding region runs from base 1400 to 3394 and encodes 664 amino acids. Gene Ontology annotation, biological process: carbohydrate metabolic process. The transcript has 6 exons.